AAGAAACGGUCGGUCACGAGUCUGCUGUAUGUGUGUAUACGUGAGAGGAUGGUUGGAUGCUGCAGCUCGUGAUCCCCCUGUAGCUGAUGCUGAUUAUGAUGCAGCAGGAAGAGGGAUGAUGACAUCAUGGUGCGGCGGUGGCCCUGCCCCUCUGCACGUACACCUCUGGGUGCUGUGGCAACGUGCUGGACGUGCCGGCCGGCUGAAGGGAAGCGAGCGUGUGCUGCUGGGAGGAGAGCGGCAGGUUAUCAUGCAGAUGCAGCUUCUCUCUCUCUCUCACUCCCUCCCUUUCCCCUGCUGCUGCUGCUGCUGCUGUAGGAGAAGCCCCCUCCUCCUCCUCCUCCUCCUCCUCGUCCUCUCACCCACCCCUCCCCUUCUUCCUCUCCCUCAUGUCCCCAGCUCGGCCAAUCAGAGUCCUGAGUGGGGGCAGGGCAAAGCAGAAACCACCAUUCCAGUGCUGAGCUGCUGCAUCUCCCCAGAGCUAACAGGGGGCUAGCAGCACAGAGGGAGGAGACACGCUCAGACCCAGCCUCUGUGUGUGUUGUGUGUGUGUGUGACCGUGUUAAGUGUGUGUGUGAGGCUGUGAGUGUGUGCCUGUCGCAGACGAGCAGGCAGGAACACUACAGCACUCUUGUUUCAGCACACUUUUUUCCCUUUAACCUUGCUCUGCCUCAGCGUCUGAGCUCGGGCUGUGCUCCCAGCUUCACUCCAGGAAAAAGAGGGAUCAGUGUGGGGGGAACAGGAGACAACACAAGGCAGCUUUUCCUCUCCUUUUCCUUCCUUCCUUUCACUCUCAGACCACCUCGUACUCUGCUGACAGCUCCCGGCAGGCGGACGUGCAGGCAGGCAGGAUGAUAGCUGCUCAGCUUCUGGCCUACUACUUCACUGAGUUGAAGGAUGAUCAACUCAAGAAGAUCGAUAAGUACCUGUACUCCAUGCGAUACUCCGACGAGACGCUGAAGGAUGUCAUGAACCGGUUCCGCAGGGACAUGGAGUACGGGCUGGGCCGGGACACCAACCCCACCGCCACCACCAAGAUGCUGCCCACCUUCGUCAGGUCCAUCCCCGACGGAUCAGAAAAGGGGGACUUCAUUGCUCUGGACCUUGGGGGGUCAAACUUUCGGAUCCUGCGUGUCAAAGUGACGCGGGACAAGAGGCAACCGGUUCAGAUGGAGAGCCAGGUUUAUGAGACACCUGAUGACAUCAUCCAUGGCAGCGGAUCACGGCUCUUCGACCACGUUGCAGAUUGCCUGGGUGACUUCAUGGAGAAGCAGAAAAUCAAGGAUAAAAAGCUCCCAGUGGGAUUUACGUUCUCCUUUCCCUGUGCCCAGACCAAACUAGACGAGGCGGUCUUAGUGACAUGGACAAAGAAGUUUAAAGCCAGCGGUGUAGAAGGGAUGGAUGUCGUGAAGCUGCUCAACAGGGCGAUAAAGAAACGAGGGGAUUAUGAAGCGGACAUCAUGGCGGUGGUGAAUGACACAGUUGGCACUAUGAUGACCUGCGGAUUCGAUGAUCAGCGCUGCGAAGUCGGCAUCAUUAUCGGUACAGGAACAAACGCCUGCUACAUGGAGGAGCUGCGUCACAUCGACAUGGUGGAGGGAGACGAAGGCCGGAUGUGCAUCAACACCGAGUGGGGGGCUUUUGGGGAUGACGGGUCCCUGGAGGACCUCCGCACAGAGUUUGACCGUGAGAUCGACAGAGGUUCUAUCAACCCAGGAAAGCAGCUGUUUGAAAAGAUGGCCAGCGGGAUGUACAUGGGGGAGCUGGUUCGACUGAUCCUGGUGAAGAUGGCCAAAGAGGGACUGCUGUUCGAGGGACGGAUCACCCCUGAGCUCCUGACCAAAGGAAAGAUCGAGACGAAGCAUGUCUCUGCCAUCGAAAAGACUAAAGAAGGACUGAAGAAGUGCAUGGAGAUCCUGACGAGGCUCGGGGUGGAGCCGUCAGAGGAGGACUGUCUGGCCGUGCAGCACGUGUGCACCAUCGUAUCGUUCCGAUCGGCGAACCUGAUCGCCUCCACGCUCGGAGGAAUCCUCGGCCGCCUAAAGGAAAACAAAGGAGUCGCACGCCUCCGCACCACCGUGGGCAUCGAUGGGUCUCUGUACAAGAUGCACCCACAAUAUGCCCGUCGUCUGCACAAGACAGUGCGCCGCUUGGUCCCCGACUCAGAUGUCCGCUUCCUGCUGUCAGAGAGUGGGAGUGCGAAAGGCGCCGCCAUGGUGACAGCAGUGGCGUACCGUCUGACGGAGCAGGCGCGCCAGAUUCAGCAGACUAUGGCCGAGUUCCGGCUGAGCAAGGCGCAGCUGUUAGAAGUGAAGAAACGCAUGAGGGUGGAGAUCGAGAGGGGCCUCAAGAAGGACAGCCACAAGGAGGCGACCGUCAAAAUGCUGCCCACCUUUGUGAGGAGUACACCGGACGGAUCAGAGAAUGGAGAUUUCCUCGCUCUGGACCUCGGAGGGACGAACUUCCGUGUGCUUCUGGUAAAGAUCCGCAGUGGGAAGAGGCGGUCGGUGGAGAUGCAUAACAAAAUCUACGCCAUUCCCAUCGAGGUCAUGCAGGGCACGGGAGAGGAGCUCUUUGACCACAUCGUGCAUUGCAUCUCCGACUUCCUGGACUACAUGGGGAUGAAGAGCGCUCGACUGCCGCUGGGUUUCACCUUCUCCUUCCCCUGCCAUCAGACCAGCUUGGACGCAGGUAUCCUCGUAACCUGGACCAAAGGCUUCAAGGCCACAGACUGUGAGGGCGAGGACGUGGUCGAGCUGCUGCGGGAUGCUAUCAAGAGGAAAGAGGAGUUUGAGCUUGAUGUGGUCGCCAUCGUGAACGACACGGUGGGGACGAUGAUGACCUGUGCGUAUGAGGAGCCUACCUGUGAGGUCGGACUCAUUGCAGGAACGGGAAGCAACGCCUGUUACAUGGAGGAGGCGAAAAACAUUGAGAUAGUGGAAGGAAACGACGGCCGCAUGUGCGUUAAUAUGGAGUGGGGAGCGUUCGGAGACAAUGGCUGCCUGGACGACAUCAGGACACAGUACGACCAGGCGGUGGAUGAGAACUCGCUCAACGAAGGCAAACAAAGAUAUGAGAAGAUGUGCAGCGGUAUGUACCUCGGAGAGAUCGUCAGGCAGAUCCUGAUCGAUCUGACCAAGCGUGGCUUCCUCUUCCGGGGACAGAUCUCAGAGACGCUGAAGACCAGAGGCAUCUUUGAGACAAAGUUCCUGUCACAGAUUGAGAGCGAUCGUCUGGCGCUGCUGCAGGUCAGGGCGAUCCUGCAGCAGCUGGGGCUCGACAGCACCUGUGAUGACAGUAUUAUCGUCAAGGAGGUGUGCGGCACGGUGUCCCGCCGCGCGGCUCAGAUCUGCGGUGCCGGGAUGGCUGCUGUGGUGGACAAGAUCCGUGAGAACAGGGGAUUAGACCACCUGGAUAUCACGGUGGGCGUGGACGGCACGCUCUACAAGCUGCACCCACACUUCUCCCGCAUCUUCCAGCAGACCGUGAAGGAACUCUCCCCCAAAUGUGACGUGAACUUCCUGCUAUCCGAGGACGGCAGCGGAAAAGGGGCCGCCCUGAUCACCGCCGUGGGCUGCCGUCAGAGAGAGCUGGAGGCGCAGCAGCAGCACUGAGGAGCUCCACCCCACCCCAUCUGUCCUCCAGAACAACCUGCUGCUCCACGUGUCCUUCACCCGCCGCACUGCCCGACUCCACCCCACCACUUGGCAGCCGUGACUCCACCUCUGCCCCACCUGGCCCCCCCCCCUCCCCUCCCGCCGCCCCCCUACACAGCCAGAGAGACAUACUGCAUGCCUAGGGAAUUAACACCUACAUAUUUAUUUAUACUGCACCAGAGGGUUUAUUAUUUCCAUGUUUGUACAUUUCCUCGAUAGCUUGUCGAUAAUCUGAUAAAACUAAACUCCUUAGCUGUGCAAUAUUUGUGUAUUGCCAAUUUUAUUUUUAUAUGGAGGCAAAUAUAUUAUUGUAUUUAUAUAACAGAGGCCACUUUGAACCCCUGAGGUCAUUAGGAUUUUGCAACACACACACACACACACACACACACAAGAUAAACAGGCACUUUUUAUAUGAGAGUUACAACUUAAGCAUUUAAAUGUAACUUCCAAAUGAAGGAAACCAUUUUUAGAGACUGGUUCAGAAAACCAGCUCCAGAAGGGCUCGCUGCAAAGGGUUGAACGCAAGAGUCACGGCUGUUAAAGUCACCCUCAUUUCCUGUGCAACAUGCUCACGCAGUGUGCUUCGCUACUAACCUCCUUUUUGUGUAUAACUAUCAGUGUAACCCACAUAAUAAAGUAUUCCAGCAGCACCAUCCCAUUUACUCCCGAAGAGCCGAGAGCGUAGAAAAAGGCCCGAAGAAGUGGAAGUGUUAGCGUAUCCUGUUGCUAUUUGUGAACUACUAUACUUUUGGUGUUGUGAUGAAUCCCACUUCUACUCAUUGUACGUGCAAAGAAUAAAUGUUUAAUGGGCCCCCAGAAAGGAGUGGAUACUACGAGCGCUUUUGUUUGUGUGUAUUUGUGGUUGUGUGUCCUACUGUAUCGACCUGUAGCUUUCAAUGUCCAACGCUCUGUGCAGACUGCAUGCCUUACAUUAAGACAACGGAGAGCACUGGAUCUUUUUCUUUUUUGUUUCCUCUCUUUUUUUUUUUUUUUUUACAUCAAUAUAGAUUUGUGAUCGACACAGUGAAAGUGAAUUCAUUAAAUUAUAUUUUGUUGUGGAG
Messenger RNA from Notolabrus celidotus (New Zealand spotty), 4717 nucleotides. Its product is annotated as hexokinase-1-like. The coding region runs from base 852 to 3614 and encodes 920 amino acids. The transcript is spliced from 18 exons. Gene Ontology annotation, biological process: intracellular glucose homeostasis; glycolytic process; glucose 6-phosphate metabolic process. The record is from RefSeq and is a predicted model, not a curated record. Gene Ontology annotation, molecular function: ATP binding; D-glucose binding; glucokinase activity. Gene Ontology annotation, cellular component: cytosol; mitochondrion. Lineage: Eukaryota; Metazoa; Chordata; Actinopteri; Labriformes; Labridae.